AUUCAAAUUUCAAAUUCAAAAUACGUUAUUUUUAAUUGGUCGUUCGUGAAUUAGAAUUCCAAAGAUUUUAAUUUUUAGUAAUUUCAUUUUAUUUUAAUUCGUAAUUCGUCUACGUCAUAAGAGAAACAAUAAAUGGUAUUAAAUGGAAACCCUAAAUAUAUAAAACAAGAAUAAAUUAAUUAUAAACGCUCUACAUUGAUAGUGUAGUGUUACAAGUUAUUGAAGAGAAUGGGCAUCGCUGAUGAAAACUGGGACUAUGAGAUCGAUUUCGAAGAAUGCGUAAAGAGUUCGAACGAUCUUUUUCAAUCAGAAUUGAAUAAUAUAUGCCAAAAUGUGCUUAAAACUAUCGACAAUGGGUUCGUGAAUGUUGAUGUAGACAAAGAUAGCCUGGCUCGAAAUAAUGAUGAUGAGAUCAAGUUAUUGUCUGAAAAAAAUAAAGAUUUAAAACUAGAAAUAGAGACUAAACUUAAAGAAUUAACACAACAACAAGGACAGUAUGAGAACUUCAAACAAGAUCACAAGCUUUUAGAGCAGCAAGUCAAAAAGACCCAUGAAGCAUUUUUAAUGGCGAGGAAACAUCACAAAAAAUGUCUAAAUAUGUAUUAUUCAAUAGAAUCCAAGUCAAAUGAAUCACAGUUAGUGUUCAUCCAGUUUUUCACAGAGCUUAAAAAGAAUAAUGAGAACUAUUCAGUGAAUUUACUGAGGAAUCCACAAACUCGUCAGUAUACAUUGCAAAGUACAAAUCCAACACUGAAGAAUUUCAAAGAACUCCAAAGACAGAUGAAAGAAACUAACGAUGUUCCCGCUGUACUGUGUUGUAUAAGAGAAGCCUUCAAAACGCACAAACUUAGCAAUGCUCACUGAUUAAUAUAAUUCUAUAUUGAUAACUGAUAAAACUGUAAAAGCACAAGUUUAGAACAUUAAAUUAUAAAACAAGAUAUUUUAUAGUUGUUCUAAGCUAACAGGUCGAUUUUGAUAUUUGUCAUGAUCAUGAACUUAGUAUAAACAUACUGACAAUUUAAUUCCAUAGAUAUUAUAAAUAUAUUACUUAAAAACAACAA
Molecule: messenger RNA, 1061 nt
Organism: Bicyclus anynana (squinting bush brown)
Lineage: Eukaryota; Metazoa; Arthropoda; Insecta; Lepidoptera; Nymphalidae
Exons: 3
Coding region: 229-864 (211 amino acids)
Biological process (GO): chromosome segregation
Cellular component (GO): Ndc80 complex
Source: RefSeq, a predicted model, not a curated record